AAACAUUACUCAUAGAAACUGAAUGUUGACUGCGUUUGAUCACGAGUGACUCAUACGCUCGUAGGUACUUGACUGAGUUUUAAAAUAGCAUGUUUAGUUUGAGGCGAAUUUACAACACUUCUAUUAUGUAAGAGUUUGUUACGCCUCGCUUAGUCGCUUUAUUUUAACUGCCUUAGUGGAUUUUCAGAAUUUUACAGCAAUCGUGUCGUCGUUAACGUGUUAUUAAAAUGGGUGACGCCACUAAUAAUAAUGCAAAUGAUGAGAAUGAUAUUCCUACUAUGUCCGCUGUCGAUAUACAGCAGAAUUUUUACGAAGCAGUGGGCGACGUGGAUUGGGAGCUAUAUGAGAAAAGAGAUCGCAAACAUCUUCUACAGAAGGUAGCGAUUGCCUUAUGUGGUCCGCCAACAAUGGAGGGUGAUUUGAUGACCAAUGGCAAUGACCUCAAGAUACAAGGCUAUGAACCUAGAAAUGAAGACACCAUUAUGAAAGUGUUUAACAAGAUUGUUGAGCAAGCCAAGUACUCUCACAAUGGAGAAAACAUUCUUUUAUCAAUACUAAGAGUCGUUUUCGUUACUCCUACUGAAGAAGUUCCGUUCUAUAAGAAAAAUCCUGACGACUAUUGGGUUGAUCUGCACUUAAAAAGAGGAAAGGAGCACGUAACAAUCGCCAUCUUUCAUGUAUUUUGUGUGAGGAAAUGUAUACCUUCACAAUCUGGAGGCAAAGGUUGCAGAGUGUACAUAGACCACGAUGCUAGAGUUUACCAAAACUGGAAGAAUUAUUUAACUGAGAACAAAUUACCAAAAGGAGUUGUGGUUGUUCCCAAAAACGGUGAAUAUAGAGGUAUCAUUUUAAAUAACAUAGAGGAUGCUACCAGUGAUGAUGUCGUUUGGCCACAAGUACAAUACACCGUUGAGCCAUCGCCUGCUUUAGGGCUGGGUGCUAAGGUUAUUAGCAUUGCUGAUACAACUAGCACGGUGGCGAGUAUCGGAGCCUUAGUCGGUGUAGUAGGCGUGAUGGCUGUACCGGUUGCAGCGCCGCUCACCGGUGCCGUGGUGGCUGUCGGCGCAGCCACUGCAGUGUACGGAAUCGUUCGCUCAACUAUCAACCUAGUUGACAGAGGCGUUCAUGAACAGGAUAUUGGAUUAAAGAAUUCCGAAGCACGUGGCAGUUGGAUAAAUAUUCUAGUCUCCACAGUGGGGCUCUCGUUCAGCGCCGCGGGCAAAGUGUUGACGUGGGCUGCCGCCUCAGGCACUAACGUCACGAUUUUCGUCAAUGCCUUCACAUUAUUGAAGUAUACCACCACCGCAGCUGGUUUAUGCGGUGUUAUUAACGGUUUCGUGGACAUGAUCCAUAAGUAUAACGUAUACAAGGAGACUCCAACAGGGUUAGAAAUAUUUCAAUUAACGUCAUCAAUGUUGUUCUUGGGCAUUGGAGUCAUGUCCAAUAAGACGGCUCAGGAGAUCGUACAAGACGCGCAAGCGAAAACUAUUAACGAUAUGAGAAGUACAUUGACUAGCAACGCCAAAAGGAAAAUGUUCGACAAGGUAACAGCAGAAACAAGAAGAGUGCAGGGCACUACUCAAGGGAACGCAGAAGUCAUAAGAGGUCUCAAGAUGAUUGAAAAUAAAAAUGAAUUCUUCGCCAAAUUAGCGAGAAUAAAUAAACAAAUGAACCAAAAUAAACUUAGAAUGUCAUUAGCACCCGAUGGUAAGCCACUUAUUAACAACCAGUUCAAAGUUGCCGUUUCAGAACUUCAAAAUUUGGGAAGUGAGGGACGGAAUCGUUUAUUUGCGAGCUAUGGACCUGCUAAUGUGACUACAAGGAAUGUGCCAACAAGAAUUUAUCCAUCAAAUACAUCAGCUGAAACAUGGUCCGCUACCCAAUUUAAUGAUAUUACAUGCUACAUUUGUACAGAAGAGUUAAUCAAAAUAACUAACUUCUUGAUCCAACUAAGCCAAUCGGAAAAAGAUUUCAUCUAUGAACUUUUAUCAGAAUUAAGUUAUUGUCUCCAGGACGCUUUCCUUUUGCUCUGCUCUGAGAUUGUGACCUCGAUACUGCCAAGGGAGCUCCAAAUUCUUGGCUCACACGUUACCUCAUACAUAGUGUUGUUCCUUUUCAACUUUAUAAAAAGGCGUAUUGCCUCAGUGGACGUCAACAUUGAGAAUGCAUCUGAAAUCGUGCUUAAUGAAUUGAUACAUCAUGGAAGAAUAAAACCAGCCACGUUUAAAAUGUUGAAAGAGAGAUUGAUGAAUAGGUUAGCAGAAAUAAAAAGUGGCAAAGUAAACUUUGACCUGGAAAUGUAUAAUGAAAUGCAUAAACUCCGAAGUGAUCCUAAGGCCUUUAUGACACUAGAAGCUGGGGAAGUGAUAGAUAUUGGAAUACAUACAGUUUUGAUCAAAGUGUCUACUAUAGAGAAGUUAGAGAAAUGGCUUGUUGGGUAUUCACAGGAAUAUUGCGACCUUUUCAUUGAUCUUUGCAUUAAAGUCGUCUCAAUGUUGAGUAUUCAGGAAGUGAAGAGGUUAAAUAUGGUUAAUCCCGAUGAAGAUUUAAUAUUAAGGGUAGCUGAUUUUGUUGUUUCAUGGCACGAUGUUGAGCUAGAAUUGAUUAGGUUUGAAGAGGAAGGAAUAUCGACGACUUUUAUUGUAAAUAUUAAGAAUAACCUUGUAAAUUACUGGAAUAAUCAAAGUUUACGAAAACACGAAGUCUGUAAUUUAUGCAACGGCGAGAGGUAUUUGGUGAAAUGAAGUCGUCUAAUGACUUAUGCCUAUAAUCCAAUUUAGUUAUAAUACUGCUUUCAUCUAUUAAGUCAAUCUAUGAUCGAAACUGCCUACGUCUUGAAGAAUAGGUAUUUUUGAAAACCGUAACAUUUUUGGUAACGAUUUAGUGCAUUUAUUUUAAACUGAAUAGCGCACAUCCAUUUGCUAGUAGUUUGCACAUUUAAGU
Messenger RNA from Hyposmocoma kahamanoa, 2943 nucleotides. RefSeq lists its product as uncharacterized. The transcript has 10 exons. Bases 228 to 2744 code for a protein of 838 amino acids. NCBI's taxonomy places the organism in Eukaryota, Metazoa, Arthropoda, Insecta, Lepidoptera, Cosmopterigidae. The record is from RefSeq and is a predicted model, not a curated record.